Molecule: messenger RNA, 894 nt
Organism: Lipotes vexillifer (Yangtze River dolphin)
Lineage: Eukaryota; Metazoa; Chordata; Mammalia; Artiodactyla; Lipotidae
Gene: LYSMD4
Product: LysM domain containing 4
Exons: 2
Coding region: 1-894 (297 amino acids)
Source: RefSeq, a predicted model, not a curated record
AUGAGGCAGAAGGAAGUGUUAACCAAGACUUUCCAAGGCCCAGCCAUGGUCUGUAGGACUCCGACCAGCCACAUUUACAUGUUUGAGAAUGGUGUUGGGGACUCCGGGGACUCCUCUGAGGAAGAGUCCCACCAAGUAGCUCUGCGGCCCCGGGGCAAGGAGCGCCAGAAGAAGGGUGCCCACCACCCUCACCAGCCAGGAGCAGGGGACGUGGUGCUGCUGCAGCGGGAGCUGGCCCAGGAGGACAGCCUCAACAAGCUCGCUCUUCAGUAUGGCUGCAAAGUUGCAGAUAUCAAGAAAGUCAACAGCUUCAUCAGAGAACAAGACUUAUAUGCUUUGAAAUCUGUUAAGAUUCCAGUGAAAAACCACGGGAUCCUAACAGAGACCCACAAAGAACUCAGACCCCUCCUGAGCUCAUCUACAGAGACCAGAGUGACCUUCGAGGAGCAGCCAGACCAAGACAGAGCAGCUGUCAGUGCCGGUGCCUCGUCUAACCCACUGACGGAUUUCUUUAAGGGCAUUGACCAGAAUAUUGAGCAUGCAGUGCAGUCAGAAAUCUUUUUGAGUGAAAGUUGCUGCAUAGAGACCUCCAGUCAGCCAUUGCUUCCGACUCCUCCGAAGAUACCUACAAACGGUGCAGACUGUGGAAUUCAGAGGUGGAAUGCUGUUUUUAUCAUGCUUCUGAUUGGAAUUGUUUUACCAGUGUUUUAUUUAGUCUAUUUUAAAAUACAAACUACUAGUGAGAUCCCUAGUAUCUUGAAUACAACUGCUGUCCCUAAUGGCUCGAUGGCAGUGAGUGCAGUUCUAGGGCAAUCCCCCACAUUAGCGAUUCCAUUGCCAGCCAUCCCCUCUUCAGACAGCCAGUUCAGUCAGACCACCCACGGGAAGAACUAG